AUAUAUAUAUAUACAUGACUUCUACUUGAUAUUUUCUGAAUUUUAUUACUUUAUCUAAAGACUUUCUUAUUCAUCAGCUCAAGUUUAAAGCUAAGCAGGGGAAGGAAGAUGGCACAAAUUCUGCUACAUGGUACUCUUCAUGCUACUAUAUUCGAGGUCGAUAAAAUCCAUACUAAUUUUGGCAAAGAACUUUUCAAUAAGGUGGUGCAUGGCAUUGAGGGAGCAAUUGGCUUCAACAAGACAGCCUCAAGACUAUAUGCAACCAUUGAUCUUCAAAAAGCCAGAGUUGGCAGAACAAGAUUGUUGGAUGAACACAAAAAUCCGCGGUGGUACGAGUCUUUCCACAUUUACUGUGCUCAUAUGGCUGCAGAUGUUAUCUUCACUGUCAAAAUUGAUAAUCCAAUUGGAGCAGAACUCAUUGGUAGAGCUUAUUUGCCAGUUCAAGAACUACUAGAUGGAGAAGAAGUUGAUAAAUGGCUUGAAAUCCUCGAUACAGAACGAAAACCUGUGCAUGGACACUCUAAAAUUCAUGUGAAGUUGCAGUUUUUUGAUGUCACAAGGGAAUAUAAUUGGAAUAGAGGGAUUAAAGUCACAAGAUUUCCUGGUGUUCCUUACACAUUUUUUAGUCAAAGACAAGGAUGCAAAGUCACACUUUACCAAGAUUCUCAUGUUCCUGAUAACUUCAUCCCGAAAAUCCCUCUUGCCGGUGGAAAGUUUUACGAGCCACAACGAUGCUGGGAAGACAUAUUCGAUGCCAUAACGAAUGCAAAGCACUUGAUUUACAUAACAGGAUGGUCUGUAUAUACUGAGAUCACUUUGAUAAGGGACACAAGGAGGCCUAAACCGGGUGGAGACUUAACGCUCGGGGAGUUGCUUAAGAAAAAAGCUAAUGAAGGUGUGAGAGUUCUAAUGCUGGUUUGGGAUGACAGAACAUCAGUUGGUCUGUUGAAACAAGAUGGACUAAUGGCUACUCAUGACGAAGAUACUGCUAAUUUUUUCCGAGACACUGAAGUCAAUUGUGUGUUGUGUCCUCGAAAUCCUGAUGAUGGACGGAGCAUUAUUCAGAAUAUAGAAAUCGGGACAAUGUUCACUCAUCAUCAGAAGAUUGUAGUUGUGGAUGGUGAAAUGCCUAAUGGAGACAAGGAGAAGAGGAGAAUUGUGAGUUAUAUUGGUGGGAUUGAUCUUUGUGAUGGUAGAUAUGAUACACAAUUUCACUCCCUUUUUAGGACAUUGAACACAGCACAUCAUGAUGAUUUUCACCAAGCAAAUUUCACUGGUGCAUCAAUACAAAAAGGGGGACCAAGAGAGCCUUGGCACGAUAUACAUUGUCGAUUAGAAGGGCCAGUUGCUUGGGAUGUACUCUACAAUUUUGAACAGAGGUGGAGGAAGCAAGGAGGAAAGGACUUGCUUAUAAACCUAAGGGAUAUCGACAACAUUAUCACUCCACCUUCACCUGUGAUGUAUUCAGACGAUCAUGACACGUGGAAUGUUCAAGUUUUUCGAUCAAUUGAUGGGGGAGCAGCUUUCGGCUUCCCUAAUGUUCCUGAGGAGGCAGCAAAGUCUGGCCUUAUAAGUGGAAAGGACAACAUCAUUGAUCGAAGCAUACAGGACGCGUAUAUUAAUGCCAUUCGUCGAGCAAAGCAUUUCAUCUACAUCGAAAACCAGUACUUCUUAGGUAGCUCUUUUUCGUGGUACUCUAAUGAUAUCAAGGAUGAAGAGAUCAAUGCUUUGCACUUGAUCCCAAAAGAGCUGUCUUUGAAGAUAGUGAGCAAAAUCGAAGCAGGGGAAAGGUUUACGGUUUAUGUUGUGCUUCCAAUGUGGCCAGAAGGACUUCCUGAGAGUGGAUCUGUACAAGCAAUACUGGAUUGGCAGAGGAGGACUAUGCGAAUGAUGUACACCGAUAUAAUUCAAGCUCUAAAAGUAAAGGGAAUUGUAGCAAAUCCAAAGGAAUACUUGAGUUUCUUUUGUCUUGGCAAUAGGGAAACAAAGAAGGGAGGAGAAUAUGAGCCUUCUGAGACACCAGAACCAGAUACGGACUAUCGUAGAGCUCAAGAAGCAAGGCGUUUCAUGAUUUACGUCCAUGCCAAAAUGAUGAUAGUGGAUGAUGAAUACAUUAUCAUUGGAUCAGCAAACAUAAACCAAAGGUCAAUGGAUGGAGCAAGAGAUUCAGAAAUAGCAAUGGGAGCUUACCAACCAUUUCAUUUAUCAGUAAAGGAGCCAGCUAGGGGUCAAGUUCAUGGCUUCAGAAUGGCAUUGUGGUAUGAACACUUGGGCAUGUUAGAUAACAGUUUUCUUUAUCCAGAGAGCCCCGAAUGCAUCCGAAAAGUGAACCAAGUUGCUGACAAAUACUGGGAUAUGUAUUCAAGUGAGAGCCUGGUUCAUGAUUUGCCUGGCCACUUGCUUACUUACCCUAUUGCUGUCACUGAAAAUGGAGAGGUCACUGAACUACCUGGAACAGAAUACUUCCCUGACACCAAGGCUCGAGUUCUCGGUACCAGAUCUGAUUUUCUUCCUCCCAUUCUCACUACUUAAUAAGCUCACUGGGUUCGAGCUCUGAGAAUGAAGUACUCUUUGGUAGGGAACGCUAAAACCCCUAUAGGGAGCUUUCUAUGGCACGAAUCCACAUUAAUCGAACGAGUGAACUUCGAACAUAGGAUGAUUAUACCAUAAAAAGAAACAAAAAGGUGCUACUAUAUUUUUUAGCAUACACAGCAGUUUAUGUAGUUUCAUUACCGGUUACCAACUUGCCACUACUUCUUGUACUUUCUGCUGAUGAUGUUACUGUCAAACCAAUUGAGUGUUACUAGUUUAUUGAGAUAACUUCUGAAUCCUAAGGUUGUUCAAGAAUUGCGUUUCAGUUUACAAGAGAAUAAUUAUGUAACUAUUUUAUCCAUGUGGAUGAAACUCUUGAAAUUUUAUUCUUUUGUUAGACUCCAA
Nicotiana attenuata is the source of this 2937-nucleotide messenger RNA. RefSeq names its product phospholipase D alpha 1-like. Bases 109 to 2532 code for a protein of 807 amino acids. Gene Ontology annotation, cellular component: plasma membrane. Lineage: Eukaryota; Viridiplantae; Streptophyta; Magnoliopsida; Solanales; Solanaceae. Gene Ontology annotation, molecular function: calcium ion binding; D-type glycerophospholipase activity. Gene Ontology annotation, biological process: phosphatidylcholine metabolic process; phospholipid catabolic process. The transcript is spliced from 4 exons. The record is from RefSeq and is a predicted model, not a curated record.